AUGGUCAAAGACGACAAUACAAUUAUUGAGGAGUUCAACGACCUCGUUAAUAUGUCUGCUCCAGAGCUGCGCGAAUGGCUUGAAGAAGGAGUGUCUCAAUCAUCUGGCUGGCACAAAUCCGAUUCCAGUGACACCGAGACCGUUGGUCAUGAGAGUGGGCGCAAAAUCGUGUCGAUACUGGAACACAACCCCGACAAAGAUCCGAGCCAAUACGAUAGCAAUGAUUUGCAACAUAUGCGACGAGUGGUAGCCUACUGCAAGCGACACCUGGCCCAGGAGGAGACGGCUAAGCGAAAUACCAACAGCAAAAGCUACAAAAGUCUGAAGAAUUGGGGUCAUGAUCCAUUGAAGACUUAA
Messenger RNA from Talaromyces amestolkiae, 357 nucleotides. RefSeq lists its product as uncharacterized. The coding region runs from base 1 to 357 and encodes 118 amino acids. Lineage: Eukaryota; Fungi; Ascomycota; Eurotiomycetes; Eurotiales; Trichocomaceae. The transcript has 3 exons. The record is from RefSeq and is a predicted model, not a curated record.